This is a messenger RNA of Penicillium subrubescens, 1014 nucleotides long. Its product is annotated as thymidylate synthase. Gene Ontology annotation, biological process: dTMP biosynthetic process. The transcript has a single exon. Gene Ontology annotation, cellular component: cytosol; mitochondrion. The record is from RefSeq and is a predicted model, not a curated record. NCBI's taxonomy places the organism in Eukaryota, Fungi, Ascomycota, Eurotiomycetes, Eurotiales, Aspergillaceae. Bases 1 to 1014 code for a protein of 337 amino acids. Gene Ontology annotation, molecular function: thymidylate synthase activity.
AUGACUCAAGACCAAGUUGCUCCCGCGGCGACCCCCACGCCAGCACCAGCACACAAUCCCUCGCACGAGGAACAUCAAUACCUCAACCUGAUCCGGACGAUCCUUGACCAAGGAGAGCACAGGCCCGAUAGAACUGGCACUGGAACACGAUCUUUGUUCGCACCGCCUCAACUUCGCUUUUCGCUCUCAAAGCCUGAUCCCAACGGAGGCGACCCGAUCAAAGUUCUGCCUCUUCUCACCACGAAACGGGUUUUCCUACGCGCCGUUCUCGCCGAGCUUCUCUGGUUCAUUUCCGGCUGCACAUCGUCGCUACCCCUCUCCGAGGCUGGCAUCAAGAUCUGGGAUGGAAACGGCAGCCGGGAAUUCCUUGAUAAGCUUGGACUGGGACACCGGGAAGAAGGCGAUUUGGGACCUGUGUAUGGCUUCCAAUGGCGACACUUUGGAGCGGAGUAUGUCGAUGCUAAGGCGGAUUAUACGGGUCAGGGUGUGGAUCAACUUAAGGAUGUUGUCAACAAGAUUAUGAACACGCCUUUUGAUCGUCGUAUCAUCAUGAGCGCUUGGAAUCCGGCUGACCUGCGCAAAAUGGCUCUCCCGCCGUGCCACAUGUUCGCGCAGUUCUAUGUCUCUUUUCCGCCGGAAAUGAAGCUGGAUGAGAAGACCGGCAAGCCUACUGAGAAGGGGACCCUGUCUUGCCUUCUUUACCAGCGCUCUUGUGAUAUGGGUCUUGGUGUACCUUUUAACAUUGCCUCGUACGCUCUUCUCACGCAUAUCCUUGCUCACGCUGCCGAUCUUCAUCCCGGCACUUUGAUCCAUACGAUGGGCGAUGCUCAUGUUUACCUGGAUCAUGUUGAUGCGCUGAACGAGCAGUUGACUCGCGAGCCGACCGAGUUCCCUGAGUUGCUUAUCAAGCGCGAUGACCGGGGCAGUGCUGUUAUUGAUGGUUGGAAGGAGGAUGAGUUUGAGGUUAUUGGAUACAAGCCUCACAAGAUCAUCAAGAUGAAAAUGAGUGUUUAG